Anopheles arabiensis is the source of this 1010-nucleotide messenger RNA. It is a transcript of the gene Dak1, whose product is annotated as UMP-CMP kinase. NCBI's taxonomy places the organism in Eukaryota, Metazoa, Arthropoda, Insecta, Diptera, Culicidae. Gene Ontology annotation, cellular component: nucleus; cytoplasm. The record is from RefSeq and is a predicted model, not a curated record. Gene Ontology annotation, molecular function: ATP binding; UMP kinase activity. The transcript has 2 exons. Bases 194 to 955 code for a protein of 253 amino acids. Gene Ontology annotation, biological process: 'de novo' pyrimidine nucleobase biosynthetic process; CDP biosynthetic process; UDP biosynthetic process.
CACGCGAAAAAUUAGUGCCAACAAACGCAGAAAGACGAGAGCGGCGAGACGGGAAAUUUGCUGCAUUCAAUCGAUUUUCUAACGCCACCCGUGUUGUUGUGGCUCUCUGUCAGCGUUUGGCCAGGCCAGCAGUGACGUCAGCACACCCGCAGCACGCCGUCGCACUAUCCACCAUCUCGCUCGCGGUCGUUUUAUGACGUCGGUAAUUGCUCGCUCGACAGGCUCGACGCUACAUCACAUCAAACGCUGCUGGUCCGGCUCGCUUAUCGGUGGCAAACAGUGUAUCCGGCCGUCGGCGCUUCCGCAAUCCGUCGUACGCAACGGCAGUGUCCCCGUGUGUCCAUUCGGAACGAAGUUUAGCGUGAUGGGCAAACCGAAGGUGGUGUUUGUGCUCGGUCCGCCCGGCUCGGGCAAGGGUACGCAGUGCGAGAAGAUAGUGAAAGAGUUUGGCUACACGCACCUUUCCGCCGGGGAUUUGCUGCGCGAGGAGCGCAACCGGGAGGGGUCCGAGUACGGAGCGCUGAUUGAGGACAACAUUAAGAACGGGCGGAUCGUGCCGGUGGAAAUUACCUGCGCCCUGCUGGAAAAUGCCAUGAACAAAACCACCGAGGCGACCGGUAACGAUCGAUUCCUGAUCGAUGGUUUCCCCCGGAACGAGGACAACCUGCAGGGCUGGACGAAGAAGAUGGCCGACAAGGUCGAGCAGCAGUUUGUCCUGUUCUUCGAGUGCUCCGAACAGCAGUGCACCGAGCGGUGCCUGAAGCGGGGCGAGAGCAGCGGCCGCUCGGAUGAUAAUGCGGAAAGUUUGAAGAAGCGCUUCAACACGUACAUCAACGACACGGUGGCCAUCAUUAAGCACUACGAGGAGCUGCAGUUGGUGAAGAAAAUCGAUGCCAGCGCCGGCCCGGAUGCGGUCUUUGAGCACGUGAAGGCAAUUUUCGGCGAGCAGAAGUAGAUGAGUGUGGCGGGGUAGUCGGUAGGAGUACGAAGGCAAAACUACACGCUAAUUU